This is a messenger RNA of Giardia duodenalis, 2733 nucleotides long. RefSeq lists its product as uncharacterized. Lineage: Eukaryota; Fornicata; Diplomonadida; Hexamitidae. The record is from RefSeq and is a predicted model, not a curated record. The transcript has a single exon. Bases 1 to 2733 code for a protein of 910 amino acids.
AUGCCAGUGUCGGCUUCUGUAGCCGGUAGAUGUUUGUCUCUUUACGGCGCUCUGAUGGACCACCGAGUAGCGUUUAAGGUCCCUCGGCUGCUAUACAAGGAUUUUCUCUGCGCCCUUUUGGGUGAACGCCACCAGGACCAGAUACUACUCUCUGUCAUCGUCUUCCGUGUUCUGCGUAAGGCUGCAAUAAAAACUGGCGUCAUUGGUGCUCUGACUACUUUAGUGCGCUAUUAUGCCAAUACAAACUCACGUGUGAUAGCCAAUCAGAAGGUUCUGACCAGACUUGAGAAAGCUGACUGGCAGUUUUACAAGCUCCCAUUUACGGAUAGAGCCGAAAUACUUGACGCGGUUUUUUCUGCAACACUCGUGAUGUGCCGUUCUGGAGACACCGUGGACGCCCAAGGUGCUCUGAUUUCCAGGCAGCCUGCAGGGAUUAAGAUUUCAAACAUGAAGUGCAUUGGAUACGACGCUCUGUCUGCAGAAUACUACAUUCUUGGAGGCACAAAUUACAUCAUAAAAGUCGACUUCACGGAUACGAGCCCAAGUGAAGAUCUGCCCUCUUCAGAUCCCGUAAUACACAGGCUUUCUGUCUCUGACACGACUACAACCGCACCACGUAGCUUUGAGCGUGCAGUCCUUAUUGAGCCAAUCUCAUUUGUUUUGGAUGCGCCUCUCCUCCUUUGCGAUCCUGACUUCAACAUUUCCUUAAAGCACUAUAGGGUGCUAGACGAAUCUGUUGAUGCAUAUAUCGACCCGCUAACCAACGAAAAGGAGGAGCCAGCGAAUAGUGCAGAGGAUCCUAUUGAGCCCCAAUCGCCUUCUCAUGUAUCCGAAGGGGCUAUAGAUUCAGUAAGUCUGCGGUCCAGCGCGUCGAGUGACGACUCCUACUAUUCAUCAGAAGGAGACGACGAUUAUCACACAACUGACAGUAGUAGAUGGGGCAACUCUGACCCUACUGCUCAGAGGAGCCUUAUUUCCAAAAUUCCCGGUCAGUACAAUCUUGUGUUUAGUAAGUUCCGUCGGAAACUACUUACCGAUCGCUUCUUUUCGUAUUAUGGACAUAUUCAAGGAAGAUAUGUGGAGAUCUCCAAUAGCACAUCACUCCACGGCUUUCUUCUAAACUUUUAUGAUUCCAUGAUUACUAAGGAGCAAAUUGAAACAUUGGUUACAUCUUUUGUUGCCGCGCCUACUGACAAUCCUCCCUCGGAUAUCCCUUGGGCUCCGUUGGCUCUACGCACUAGCAAAUCCAUUGCUGACACUUCCGUGGAUACUGCUUCCAUGCUGCUUGAAGCCUUUGUCCCCCACUCGAGUUCAGCUUAUCUCGGGCUGAUUCAGACUGCCGGCCUCCGUCUUCUUGACCUGGCUGUAUCCCCUUUUGCCUCUCAUCUCAAUGUAUUGUCACAGGCCCUGUUCACCUCAAGUACUAUGGAAAGUCUUCUACCAAUGCAAGAGGAAAGAGAGUUUUAUGCAGAGCUCCGAAACACACAGAUGCAAAGCGAGCCUGUGGCCUCUCGCUUUGCUUACAUGGCGCAGUUACCACUCUCAUCGCUCUCUGCCACUUGUAGCGCAAAGCAAAUAUCCACUGCCCAUCGGCUAACAUCGUUACUAUUUGUGGACGCAUUUCCUGAGGAAAGCAACCACUUUGUUCACUAUUUGGGUAAAACUCAUGAGCACUUGGACGACGAGCAACCAAAGGACCGAAAGCGAAGUGCUGCCUUAAAUUUGGGUCCGGCAGCAAAGAUGCGCGAAACUGAACGAAUAGAAAGUAGACGUGCAUUACUCGAACAACUGAAACACGAAUUAAACCCUGAAAGUAGCAACCUGAUAUUAAAAAUGCUUUCGGAGGUACGCGGCGGUUGGUUCCAGAAAGAGUGCAUAGCUGAGGGGAAGGAUAAAGAUAGUGAGCCAACGCGCAAGCGCAAGUUGUCGAUGGACCAAGGUGCAACUUGCCACUUAGCAGGAGACAAGGAGCCCAAUGCUGUCAGCGCCAAGAAUCGCAUUCCGUCCAUUACAGUGUUUUCGUUUACAAACGAGGCUGAGCUAGAUAACUACAUUCGCUUUUUAGAAGUUCAAACGUUUCACCACAUCCUCUCAGAAAUUGUCGCAUUUUAUGUUUCUACGGCAGACAAUGACAACAUUUAUGUACACAGGUCCUUUAGCCAACAGCGUGAAAAGUUUCUCUCUCGCUAUAACCCCGUCCUCAACUUGCUAGUUGCGCUAAACACGGAGUACCGCAUGUGUCUGCGAGAGGUGCGCCAGGAUUUCACUGCUGCUAAGCAGUCUAUGGGCAUCCGAUUUAUGCCAGAGCAUGUCGGGUUUCUCCACAAGUUUCCAUACUAUUAUUGGAACAUGCAAACGCUCCCAUUACAAGACAUUACGUUAGCAAGCUUGUGGUCGUUUAUGCGAAUAUGGGGAAUUUUAGAUCCCGCUACUUCAGAGGCCGGGGAUAACUUUCUAGAUAGUCCAGACGGUCAGCAUUGCAACGCCAUAAUCACGUCUCUCAUUCAGGAGCUUGGAAUUGAAAACCCAGAGUUUCUCAACUCGGCUGAGUCAGACACGUUAGACAGCGAAGAGACGCACAAUAGUAAUAGUAAUGGUGACGAAAGUAGCAAGGAGUCAGAAUACAUCCCGACAGACGCCACCAAGCGUCAGCUUAAACGGCUAGCAAAGUCGCAGAAGAAAAUGGUCAGCGAUAGCAGCUACAUGAGUUAUGAUGGCGAGUCCAGCUCGUAA